GAACGGCGACGGCGACGACAGCAGCGUCGUGCAGUCGACGACAAAGGUCGUCAAUUGGCCUCGGAGCGACCUUAGGUAAAUGGACGGCCUGAGAUAGAGAGUUCGUUGUUCAGUUUCAGCGCAAUCAAUUGAGCACCAACCAGCCAGAUGAAGGUGGAGUACCGAGCAUAUGCUGAAGAGGUUGACCGUGUUAGAGUCUGAGGAGGACGGCCAGGCCGUUGGCCAUAGGCGCCAGCAACCUCGAGCACCGAUGCUGAGCGCUGAGGGGAGCCUUGGGGAGUCGUUCCAAAAUGGAUCGAACGGGUAUACGGCGCUCUUUGGCCGCUUGCCUUCCCAAGGUAGCUUCUCCGGUGAUGGUGCUAGAGGAAUCGAACAACAUUCUCGUUAUUCAUGAACGGUUCUGGUUUAAGUAGUCACCCAGUGCUCCAAGAUAUCCACCCAAGCGUCAGCCAUCAAGCGCUUCCAGCGGCACAGGCAGACGAGCAGUGACGGGAACCAGGCGGUGUUCAAACGAGGAAGGAGCGAUCGACUUGCAUACGCUGAUGGGCCUCGAGCGUCCUCCACUGCAGAUCAUCCAUGAACGCACAGAUUGAACAGUAAGUCUUAACUAGGAGCGAGCCCCACGUUGUCGAAUUCGCCUGGGCAGUGUGGCUACA
Messenger RNA from Stereum hirsutum FP-91666 SS1, 656 nucleotides. RefSeq lists its product as uncharacterized. Lineage: Eukaryota; Fungi; Basidiomycota; Agaricomycetes; Russulales; Stereaceae. The transcript is spliced from 4 exons. The record is from RefSeq and is a predicted model, not a curated record. Bases 170 to 394 code for a protein of 74 amino acids.